Molecule: messenger RNA, 1113 nt
Organism: Symbiodinium necroappetens
Lineage: Eukaryota; Dinophyceae; Suessiales; Symbiodiniaceae
Source: the annotation of a GenBank genome assembly
AUGCGAGUUCUUGGAGGAGUGUCAGGCUGCGUGGAAAGCUGCCCAGUCUUCGGGCGCGUGCCAUGCUAUACAUGUGACAAAUUGCGAAUCUCUGAAGUCAAUGCUCUGUACGAUCUGCUUACAAGUGAGGACGGGCAAGCCCCGAAAUUUCGUCAGAGAGGCAAGGAUGUGUGGCUCUACUAUGCCAUCGAUGGCCGUUGGCAUUUCGGCGGUGGUUCAGCUGCAGCACAAAAUCUGCCUGGCCAUCGAUUUCGCAGCGGAGAGUGCAAGGUAGGCACUCUGCCCGUCGACAUUUCGAGCUGGGAGGUCCGUGACAUGCGUGAUUUGCGAUCGGGCAGCAAGAGGCCUUCUUUCACAGCUUCGAGCGCCAGGUUGGUACGUCUAGCUUCUGACGACUGGUCAUGGUGCAAAGACGUCUGGUCUGCGGCAGCAGCUGUUGAGAUCAGUGGGGCAAGAUGCGGCGAUGCGAACGGCUGCUACGAGCUCCAGCACUGCAGGAGGGAGUCCGAUGGGUCGCCGGUAUUCAAACACCGGACGGCAAAGUGCUGGCUGUAUUUUGCAAGUGAUCGGCGAUGGUAUGCAGGUGGGGAUGCCGAUGACAUGAACCUUUGGGCAUCUCGGGGACUUCUUCGGAGCAGCACAUGUGCUGCUGGAACGCUUCCGGGUGAGAUCGAUGCCUGGGAAGAGAAGUCAUCUCUUUACGGCGGUUAUGUCCGCACAAAAGCUUGCAGAGUGUCGUCAAUCCCUGGGCCUGAGCUGAGAAUCUGCAAGGCUGCCGUGAUUGCUGCACCGGCGGCUGUGCAGGUUUCUGGCGCUGCAGCAGACAACUGGAAUGGGACUUAUUUUCGGCAGGUGCACUCCUCAUGCCCUACCAGGCUUCCCACAUUCUGCAAGACCGAAGCUGAUGCUUGGUUGUACCAAUGCGAUGAUGGAAGAUGGUAUGUGGGGCAGAAAAAGCACAAGGACAAGCGCUGUGCCGGGCGAGGGCUGAGAAGUUCAGUCUGCGAUGUCGGUGUGCUGCCGUUUCUGGCCGCAUGGGAUGAGCAUCGAUGGCGUUACACCAUGCCAUUGUUCGAGCCCGCGAAGCAUGUCAAACUCCUGUUGGAAGACUGA